ACUAAAAUUCUGACCUAUAAGAAAAAUUUUUAGCUAUAACCACAAUUAUUAGGAUUAUUUGCUGAGCAUUGACAUCGCUAUACCUAGCAAACUAACGUAAGAAAAUCUACUGAAAAUAAAAGAUCGCAUUAAUCGUUAUUAGAGUAUCGCUUUGACAAAAGUUGGUAAGAAUCGUUUUGAUUGUGUUUCCUUUGAUCGAAAGGUUCAGCAGUAAAACAGUGUACUUAAGCACAUUUUUCAUAAAUAUACAGAAUCCUUACUCGUACAACAAACAUAAUUUGAAAGUAUACAGAUUUUUGUAUCAAAAGCUAACACCCACGAUCUCUCCAAAUUAAAGAUAUUUUUUCUUGUACCGCUCUGCCUACGAGCCACCCAUUCCUUCCAUCGUUCCAAUCAAAAUACAGCAAUCUACAACAUAGAUUCCAUCGCACUACGGAAGCCGCCACGAAAAUAUUAAGUCGUCCCAUAAGUUCCGCCUUGUUCUGUUGAACCUAUGGAAUGACCUAAUACUAUUAAAAACGAAGGUGGAGUCGUAAGUUGGCACGUGUCAGAGAUUAAAGCGCAACAAGAGGCUCUACCCUUAAGUCGGCUGAAAAAGCGACGAGAUUACGAGGAACCGUCGCUUCUGUCUAUCCGAUAGCGUAGGUCGAGUCUCGCUGAUGAUGAACCACGCUCGUCCCUCGCGUAAAUCCUUGGUAGCUCUUCGGGAUGCAUGUGGGUGCCACGAACAGACGAUCCGACCUUUGUAUGUGUGACCGCGUUUCCUUGUGUGUACGCCAAUGCGAGGGAGUUCUCGAAGGCGGUCUUUAGUCGGUCUUUAGUUUCGAGUAAGCAUCCGUCGAAGAUAGAGGACCCUCCUCGAUUUAUCCUAGCGACGGGUUUCCUCUUCCGGCUUAACUCUUUGGUCUCUCGAUCCUUGUCUCUCGAUCCUUGCCAUUCGGACCGCGUUUCUCUCUUUACCCUUGCUUGGACCCUCCUAUCGAUCUCCUCUAAUUGCUACUCACGCGAUCAAAAUUUAUUCAUGCCACUAUACGACUUAAUUGCCAAUUCUCUGGCAACGUUAGAGCUUCGAUAAAUUUUGUACGAGAAUCGUAUCGUACAGUGGGUUUCUUCGAUCGUUUGGAAAAAGGAAGAGCGUUUGUGUUACAAUUGGUUGGUUGCUUCGAAAUAUCAAAUUAAAUUGGAAAUUGAAAACAAGUUAUCUAAUUAGUGGGAUACAUAGAUACACAAAGGAGCUGUUUGUUCGUGCUUUGAUUUUUGAAGGAACGAACUCAUGAAAAUUCUAGCACACGUGCGGUCCAAUCAGUGCGAUGAACGCUUGAAAAGCAAAAUUGUGUUACGUACGGUUUUGUGACUGUUCUUUUUACGAUGUGAACAAAUUACCAUCGUGUAUCUUUGUUUUGCUCUUGUUGAGUAGAAUUUUUAAUGGCUGGUUUGAUGAUCAGAAACUUAGAGUUUGACGAUGGAUCAUGAGAAAACGCGAACGUUAAAGUGCCGACGGUAAUUAACGAAGGAGUGGAAGUUUUAUUAGUGCGAAACGAGAAUUUUCUUUUGAAAAGCAGGGGUGGUUUCCUGCCAUUUUGGUUCCUUCACCCGCGAUGGAGCGGCGAAGAAUGCCAAGAAGAAGAGGCCUUUCCUCUGCGGAAAUUCGAGCCGAACUAUCAGCAACCACCGAGUCCACACAACAAUCGGAAGUAAUACUGCCUAUCAACGGGAAUGCCGUGAUCACGGGAUGCAAAGACCGGCCCCAAAUUUGUGGAAAGGAAGCAGCUUGUCGUAGCUUCACAGACAAUACGUCGAAGUGCGUUUGUCCUCACGACUUGUCACCACCUACGACGGACUUAAAGUGUCCAAAUCGCUUAAUAGUUCCCCUAACACCUCGACCUAUACCCAAUAUAAUACCCCCAAAUGGUAAUUCUACCAACAGCACGACCGCACUUCCGGAAGCUGAACAGUAUUUUCAUACUGUUCAACAGGUAGAGCGAGCGAGACAAAGGGUACCUGAAAUAGUAGGAAUCGCCAUAGCUUUCAUCGCGGUAUUAGCAAUAUUGUUGAGUAUAGUCUAUUGCGUGAGGAAACGGAGUUAUAACGUGAAGUCACAGAGGAAUUCCCUGGAUGGAACACCGAUGAAUCUGAAAAAGGGAUUGCUGCUAGCGAAUAAGUACACACCUAAUCCACAGUAUUUCAGUUGCGCCUCGCCAGAAGUGCCGAUUCUGCAACGUGAAUCUCUUGUAUUUUUAGAAGAUAUCGGCGAGGGUUGUUUUGGCAAAGUGUAUAAAGGAGAAUCAUGUGUCGGAGACUCGAAAGAGAUCGUUGCGAUAAAAGUUUUAAAAGAAAGUGCCUCCCGCGAAGCGGAGGAAGAUUUCAUGCGAGAAGUCGACAUUAUGUCCACGUUUGGACACAGAAAUAUUUUAUCACUGAAAGGUGUAGUACUUCGGGAAGGUAAUAACAGCCCGUGGAUGGUUUUCGAAUACAUGCCUUACGGAGAUUUAGCUGAAGUUUUGCGAUCGAAUUCUCGACAAUUUAGUAGGUCGACGAAACCCGGCCUGCAACCCUUAACUCAGGAGUCUUUACAUUGGAUAACGAUUCAAAUUGCAGCUGGUAUGACUUAUUUAUCCGGUCAAAGAUUCGUCCAUCGAGAUUUAGCGUGCAGAAACUGUCUGGUUGGUUCUGAUCUCGUUGUUAAGAUAGCAGAUUUUGGAAUGUCCCGGGAUGUGUAUACUUGUGAUUACUAUAAGAUAGGAGGCUCCAGACUUCUACCGGUUCGCUGGAUGUCACCAGAAAGCGUAAUGUACGGACGUUUCACGCUGGAAAGUGACGUAUGGAGUUUUGGAGUGGUUCUAUGGGAAGUCUACUCUUUUGGCAAGCAGCCAUAUUAUGGACAUAAUAACGAAGAAGUGGUGAAGUUAAUUUUCCAAGGAAUAAUGCUUAUACCUCCGGAAGGAUGUCCGCCAUUCGUUUGCCAGCUAAUGCGAGAAUGCUGGAAAACGGAUCCUAAGGACAGAAUCAAAUUUUCGGAGAUAUUAGAAAAACUGGAGAAAGCUAAAGGUAAAUCCAUUCAACAAGACACAUUGCCGAGGCCACCUCAAGGGCCGGUCACUAUUCGUACGCCAGACGUGUUGGAUCCUGAUGGCUAUUUAUUGCCAGCACCGACUAAACCACACGAAUAUUUACAAACUUUACCAGCUUUGUCUGAUUGACAAGAGAUUUAACAAAGUACUUCGACACGCGAUAAUUUAUAAAUUUCAAUCAAAAAUGAAAACUGAAAAAGAAUGUCUGAAGCUCAUUGUAAUACUCUUGAAAGCCAUCGCUUAUUUUCUAACUGUUCCUAUUGCAGUUUCAGAAACUUGAUUCCUUUUAUUCAAUCGUACAAAAAAAGAUAAUUCUACAAGUUUUUAACACUAAUAUUCUUUAAACUUUGUAUAAAUACCAUACCAGUAAAAACAUCGGUAAGCGUGAUUAGUUAAAAUGUGAUCCUUCAGUCCGAAACAAUUCACUCUGAUAAAAACUAAGAUAAAAAUAAUAAGAGGAAGAUGCAUUCAUUGCUGAACAAUUUGAUGUACAUAUCUCUAAUACUCUUUUAGGUAGAUAUGUAUAGUUUUCUGAGACGACAUGCAAGAAUUUGAAUUUGAAUUUGAAUUUGCAAGAAAUAGUCUUUUACGUUUAUUUGUUAUUUUUAUGAAUAUGAACCAUGGCCCUUUGUAUUAACUUUUCCCUUUCGAUAUUUGUCUUUUGUAGCGUCCGGAUUGAAAGACUGAUGUAAAUCGAUUUUGAGAAUACUACUAAAUACAUUUCUCUUUACCUUGAUAGAUGAGAUCGAUAAAUAUUCGUUUCAAUAAAAAUUGUUAAAAACGAAAAUGAUAAGAUACGAAGAAAAUGAUCACUUACGAUGUUAUUUAAUUUUUCGUACCUUUUAUACCUAUACUUUUUUAUUGUAUGUAAUCAAGAAAUACCAAUGAUAUCAGGGAAAUUGUGAAAGUUCGAUAUGCCGAACCUUCAUUGUCCAGGAAAUAGUAUUAAUAUUUUGUAAUGUUAGGGAACUGUAACAUACUUUUAAUAAUUUAUUAUUAAUUACGAUUACGAUAAUUAUUUACGCGCUCGUAUAUCUAAUUUCUUUUCUAACCUCACAUCCCAUCUACAUAUUUGAUAAUUUUGCGUUGCGAUUUGUAUAAAAUGUUGUAGUAUCGUGUAAAGAGACACGAAUAAGAGACAUUUUAAAUAUAUUGUUGUUUUUAGUGUACGAAUCAUUGUAUUAAAUCAUAAUGUUUUUAUUAAA
This is a messenger RNA of Bombus pascuorum, 4276 nucleotides long. RefSeq names its product tyrosine-protein kinase transmembrane receptor Ror-like. Gene Ontology annotation, biological process: multicellular organism development; protein phosphorylation; cell surface receptor protein tyrosine kinase signaling pathway. Gene Ontology annotation, molecular function: neurotrophin binding; ATP binding; transmembrane receptor protein tyrosine kinase activity. Gene Ontology annotation, cellular component: signaling receptor complex; axon. The coding region runs from base 1599 to 3200 and encodes 533 amino acids. The transcript is spliced from 9 exons. The record is from RefSeq and is a predicted model, not a curated record. Lineage: Eukaryota; Metazoa; Arthropoda; Insecta; Hymenoptera; Apidae.